Molecule: messenger RNA, 2303 nt
Organism: Ctenocephalides felis (cat flea)
Lineage: Eukaryota; Metazoa; Arthropoda; Insecta; Siphonaptera; Pulicidae
Product: LIM domain kinase 1-like
Exons: 8
Biological process (GO): protein phosphorylation; actin cytoskeleton organization
Cellular component (GO): nucleus; cytoplasm
Molecular function (GO): protein serine/threonine kinase activity; ATP binding; protein binding
Source: RefSeq, a predicted model, not a curated record
UCCGUCUCCAGGUUAGAUGUAGCCUCAGAACUGAUGUCAUUACAUAUUGGUGAUAAAAUAUUAGAGGUCAAUGGAACUCCAGUUCGAGAUGCACCUCUGGAAAAUAUUGAGAAUUUAAUCAGAUAUUCUGAUACAGUGUUGCAACUAACUAUAGAACACGAUCCAGAAUCUCUUACUAGACGCCCUUCAUAUACUUGUCCAGUAAUAAACAAAACUACCUUAUUAGAAAACAGUAAUUCUGAAAAAUUGAAAGCACUUGAUAGCCCAAAAAGUAAAGAACGAUUGUUUAGAAGACGAGAUGAGGGUUACAAUACUUACUCAAGGAGUAGGCAAAUUCGUAGAAGGCAUGCUGUCGAUAAUACUACUAAAAAGAAAUCUGCAGGAGGGUUAACUGAAAAAGAAAGAAGUAGUAGUAUGUCAAGAUUAUUAGACGGAUCACCAUCUACAAGUGAUGGCUUGGAUUUGUCAAGAACGCGGUCGUUUCGGGUGGAGCCUAAAACACAACGUGUGUUUAGAGGCAGUGAUUUGGUGCAAGGUGAAUUACUUGGUCGGGGUUUUUUUGGCCAAGUAUUUAAAGUUACCCAUAAAGUGACUCAGGAAGUUAUGGUUCUCAAAGAGCUUUAUCGAGUUGAUGAAGAAGCCCAGAGAAACUUUCUUAAAGAGGUUGCUGUGUUGAGAUCUCUAGAUCAUGUAAAUGUUUUAAGAUUUAUGGGUGUCUUAUAUCGGGAUAAAAGACUGCAUUUAGUGACAGAGUAUGUACCUGGUGGAACUUUGCAACAGUUGUUACAUGAUUCAACAACAGUUUUAUCUUGGGAGCAGAAGGUUACUUUAGCAAAAGACAUAUCUAGUGGAAUGUCAUACCUACAUGCCCAGAAUAUUAUUCAUAGAGAUUUAAACAGUCACAACUGUCUUGUAAGAGAGGAUAAAACUGUUAUAGUAGCUGACUUUGGAUUGGCUAGAAUUGUGUCUCAGGCUCAUUCGAAUUCAAUGACAAGAACUUCUUUAUCACCAAAUGCAAAUGGCUCAAUUUCAAGAAGGCCAAGAAGAGAAAGAUAUACCAUUGUUGGAAAUCCUUACUGGAUGGCACCAGAAAUGAUGAAAGGCAAUAAAUAUGAUGAAAAAGUGGACAUUUUUUCUUUUGGAAUUGUCCUUUGUGAGAUCAUUGGACGAGUUCAAGCUGAUCCAGAUUAUUUACCUCGUUCUGCAGAUUUUGGAUUAAAUCAAACUGUUUUCAAAGAUAAGUUUUGCUCUACUUGUCCAAUACCAUUUUAUAAGAUUGCAUUUUUGUGCUGUGAUUUAAAUCCUGAUAAGAGGCCACCAUUUGAGGUUCUAGAGGUGUGGUUGGAAGGUAUGUCAAUGCAUUUAGCGGUUGGUUCUGAAAUUUCAGAAAGCCUUUUAUUCGAUGUUGAGCAUUAUAAAAGUCAGUGUAGCACUCCACAAAGCGGUUCUCAAAGUCCUGAAUCAGGAACCCAAUCACCUGGUGGUGGAAAAUUGCCCCAUAGCUCCAGUAAGGAAAAAUUAUUACAAGCAAAAAGGGAAGCUAUGAAGAGUAGAGAUAGUACCAUGGAGAGAGAUGAAGUUUUUGAAGAUAACAAAAUCUCAAUUGAUAUAAAAGAUCCUGAAAACAAACAAGACAAUCUUAUUAAAGAAAAUAUAAAAUCAAAGAAUUCAGGAGGGAAGCAAUAUAAUUUAGUAUCUGAUUCAAGUUCUUCAGAAAAAAAUGGCAAUCCAGUAAAUUCAUCCAGACAAGCAAAUAAAACAGAAAAUCCUAAACAACAAAAUAACACUCUUUCAUCGGAUUUAGAUAAAAAAUUACAUUUCAAAGUAAGUAAAGAUAAUUCUAAACCUAGUACAUUUUUAGAUAACUCUAGUUUUCCAAAAGUUUCCUUAAAAAAACACAUUUUUGAUUCUGAUUCAAAUAAGGAUAGUAAAGUCAAGCUUAACAGAAGUAAACCAGUAAACUUGUUACAUGACUUUAAUAAAGCAAAAGAUCAUCAUAAAACACUAGAAAAAUCUGAAAUAUUAGAUGAUAAUAGUAUUAAACUUACAUUCCCUAAACACCCUAGUUAUAAAACUGGUUCUACAUCAAAAGGAAAGUAUGUUAAUUUGGCAAAUAUUAUGCAAGACAAUAAUAUUAGGGAAAAUGAUUCUUGUUCGAGUUUUUCAAAUUUGGGCAAAAAUUUGAAUUCUAAUAGAAAUUCAAGAGUAUUAGAAAGUACAGCCUUAUAGUUGUUUUAAAUAUCGGAUAAUAAUUUUAUUUUAUUUUUUUCAAAUGUAAAUUCAGGCUGCAAUAACGAUUUCAG